Mya arenaria is the source of this 3061-nucleotide messenger RNA. RefSeq lists its product as uncharacterized. NCBI's taxonomy places the organism in Eukaryota, Metazoa, Mollusca, Bivalvia, Myida, Myidae. The record is from RefSeq and is a predicted model, not a curated record. The coding region runs from base 370 to 1641 and encodes 423 amino acids. The transcript is spliced from 5 exons.
AUGAUUGUUUUUCUUUCUCUAUAGUGUUUGUCAUCUGCCAGUACAGUGACAAUUUUACAUCUGGAUUGUAUGGCUUUUCUCUGAGAGAAGGACGUAUUUCGAUUGAAGGAAACAAGGAUAAUUAUUUGUUAAUGAACCACUAAUGAAGGAAACAUAAUGCAUAAAGCAUGAAAACUGUUAAUUAUCAACUAGAAAUCUGCAACUAAUGGAAAUAAACGGGACAGAAGUGUUAAAGAUUAAUUGAAACUAGAAUUCUGUGAAAUGCAUAUAUGUUUGUGACUUCAAAAUAUCAGAUAUUUAAUAUUUUUACCGAAAAUAGUAAACGGAAUACACAUGAAUCGUAUGUUAUAAGCUGAUUCGUAAUUUGAAAUGUUUAGCAGUGGCGUUAAUGAAUCUUUAUGUACAUUAACGAUGAGUUGCAAUUCAGAUGAACUCGCUCAUUACAUGCAAGCGAGCUACAGUCAUGCUUCCAUGCAUAUAUUUAUAACAAUAUCAGCAGUGGCUGUAUUCAUAGGGACUAGGCAUGUAUUCUGCAAAAUAAGAAAGGAAAUGGCCCAUCUGACUGUUAUCAUCAUUGGAGCUGGACCGAUCGGACUUACUGCAGCGCUUAUUGCAGUACAGUGUAAGCGGGUCUAUAGACUGGUCAUCUUUGAAGAAGAGACCCGUUCACGCGUAGAAAAUCGGUCAUAUCAAAUAACCAUACAGCCUUCUUUGGUGUCGUUUCUGAGAAGUUAUGGAGUUGACUUUGACAAUCUGGAAGGCAUGUGGCAAGAUGGCUGUUUCUUCACACGUGUUGGCAUCUACCUGGAAUACAUUAUACAUGUUCUACCACUGUACACCACUGAACCAGAUAUCAGAUUUGGAACAAAGUUUAGCCGUGACUGUAAUGACGCGGUCGAUACCAUACCAGGACGAAAAUUGGUGAUAUGCUGUGAUGGACGUACGGGCCUAGCGGGCCAGAUUCUAGGUCUGAGUGAUGAAUGUGUCUAUCAUUCGACCGGGGCUUUCGGAGCCCUGGCUGCUAUAGAAAGAAACAACCAAACUCUUGUGCCAAGACCUGACAUCCGGGUCCUCAACAUUGGAUUUGACCUUUCUGCCUAUAUGUCUUCUGAAUAUGAAGAAGAUACAAAGUCCAAGUUCACCUUGAAAAUAUUUGGAAACUCGAGAUGUAGAUUUCUUGCACUUGCUGUGAGAAAAUCCGAUUCUAAAGUUGUUAAAGCUUUGAAAACAGUGUUGGACAAGUCCAUGAUGCGCAAUAUAUUUCUCAAAUGUUUCAACACCUACAAACGGCCCGAGGAAUCCAGUAUCAGCGAUUCGUUCUGUCUUAACAACAUGAAGUUUAGUCCUCGUCUCUAUGAAAUACGGCUUUCUCAGAAGACAGAAAGCGCCGCCUACAUAUCCGAUUGUGACCUUUUUAUUAUCGCGGAAGGAGAGGCAUCGAGAUCUUUCAAUUUUAACACAGGAAUGGAUAUUCACCUAGGAAUGAAAGGUCUGUCAUCUCUAGAACCAUUUAUAGAAAGAAUAACAGUGGCAGAAACAGAGUACAACAUCAUGUCAUCCCUAAUAUACAAAAUGGAACAUUCCGAUAAAAUAUGCAGUGACUUUCUUAAACAUGGCUUAAAAGAAUAUUUGUUCUUAUGACAUGCACUUUUGUUAGAGUACAAACUUAUGUCUUUGAUUUUUUUCCUCCUGUGUGUAUCUUUUUUGCACAAACUGUUUUGUUAGAAAAUACCUACACAUCACAGACUUACAGUGGUAUAGAGAGGUUGAGUGUUUUCUAGUGGUAAAGGUGUCCGCGUCUUAUCCUAGGUGUUAAGUUAGGUUUGAUCUCAACCAGAUGUACCUCAUCAUUGUCUCUCAAAAAUGACACCAGAGAUGGUUUUUACCAAGGAGUCUGCUUUUCAUCCAAGAUGUUGGCGGUACCAGGGUUAGAACGUCUGCAUUUCACCAUAGAGGUUGGGGGUUUAAAGACAACCAGGUUUUAUUUCCCAGGGCCUCUCAAAAAGGACAAAAGAACUGCGUUCAACCCAGGAAUGGGUUCUAAGUUUAUUCGUAUCAAUUUUCACCUGUUUUCCCAACUGAGUUAAAAAUGAAUAAACUUAUUUUUUAUGCAAAAAGCUACAGAAACAAGCUCAGUAGCAAAAAUAUUAAACAAAAACCCGGUUAAAUAAGGAUACAUUAUAUGUUGACAAAGACCACUACAACAAUGAACUGUAGUAUAUAAGUGAUACAGUUUAUGAUUGAAUAAUAUGACACUAUAUCUUUCGAAACUUAAUGAACAGUUCGUCUGUUGCCCAUCAUUUAACAAUUAAACGAGGUCUUACAGUUCUAAAAAGGGAAACUACGAGUACAAGUCAGAAAGCAGUUGGGGGCGGAGGUCUAAUUGUGAAUAGUGUCGAAAAAGCCUUAUAUCGAAUGUGAACGUCUAUUUUGAAUAGGCAGCCCAAUGCAAAUCGUUCAAAAGGAGCACGAUGGGUCAGUGAAAUAGUGUUAAAGUAGGCGUGUUGCAUGUUGUCCUAGGCCAUGGUGUCAUUUUAAUGGUAAGACUAUUCCAUUAAAUAGAAAACUUUUACGCAAACUACCCUAACGAGGUAGUUGACUUAUCAUAAAGCUGUUCAAGUCUUACUAAAAGAAGUAAACUAUAACCAGAAACAAAUGCCGUUUUAUUGUAGCAAUAUGGGCAUAACAAACCGAGUACACAUUUUUCCAUAGGCAAUCGUAAUGUUUUGUAAGCAAACAUUCUUCAAAGAGGCAGAUUUUACAAAGGAAACUACAGACAACCACGUUUAGAGGCACAUAAUAAGACAUAAAGCGUGUACGUUCGGGUUGCUACCUUGGAAAAGGUCAGUAGCCGUCGAAUGUUUUUUUAAUAACCGCCAAAUUUUUUGAUUCAACCAAAAGAAGUAUGUUAUUAGACGUUGGACCAAUAAAUGUGAUCAUAAAUCUAACAUGCAAGUUGUUUAAAAGUAAAUAAAAAAGUACUUUUAUCUUACCGAUAUGAUACAAAUAUUCCUUACUCAUAUGUACAUUAGCAUGCAUAUACCAAGUUUGUUUUAAACAA